GUUUACGUGCACAUUAAAAACACAUUUGCAUCUUCGUCAUUGACCAACUUUUGACGUAGAUACUACUUCAAUAUCAUUGAUCUAUUUUUGUCUAGAUACAUAACAUCAAAUUGUACAUCAUUUGUACAUUUACACGAAAAGUUGACAUCUUAUGUUCUAUGUUAUUCUAUGUUCAUUGAUAAAAUUUGAUAAAAUCUUAUUAUAUCUUACUGAAUAGAAAUAAUGCAAUGUUUAUAAUGAAUUAUGUUGUUUUUUUAGUUAAAACAUUGUACACACCCAUUGUGUACAUGUUUCUACAAAUGAAUCAUUAGUGUUAUCUUCAGGAAUUAAGAAACUCUACACACGUGUUGAAAUAGUAAAUAUUUAUAAUGGCAUUGCAUAAAGUUAUGCAUCCUAGAAAUAUAUAUAAAGAGAAUCCUGAUUUUAAACAACUUGCUUUAUUGUAUCCAGAAUUUCGCAAAGUUGCAACUACGGAUCUCCGAGGAAAAGUGCAUAUUGAUUUUAAAAAUGAAGAUACUUUGCGUGUUCUAACGAAAAUAUUAUUAAAACAUGAUUUUAAUCUGACCGUAGAGAUACCACCAAAUAAAUUAGUACCAACAGUACCUUUACGUUUAAAUUAUGUUUUAUGGAUUGAAGAUUUGAUGACGUAUGCCUCUUUUACAGAAAUGAACAAUGUUAAGGGGAUUGAUAUCGGAACUGGAGCAGUUUGUAUAUAUUCCUUGUUACUCGCAAAGAUGUACGGUUGUUCUAUGUUUGGAACAGAUAUUGAUGAAACGAGUAUAGAAUCAGCAAUAGAAAAUAUAAAGAAUAAUUCUUUAGAAAAUCUCAUAAAAGUUAUCAAAGUGGAUAAAGAAAAUAUUUUCAAAGAGGUGAUAAAUGAAAAUGAACAUUUUCAUUUCUCAAUGUGUAAUCCUCCAUUCUUUGAGACUCAAGGUAACUUGGAUAAAGUAAUAAAACAGCAACCACCAAGAAAUGCUCCUACUGGCAAUAACGAGGAACUCAGUGUUGAGGGAGGUGAGACAUUAUUUGUAACAAGAAUGAUUGAAGAAAGUAUACAGAUAGGUGACAAGAUUAAAAUAUAUACUACUAUGCUAGGAAAAAGAAAAAAUUCUUUUUACUUUCCUAAGUUUUUAAAAAGACAUGGGAUAAAUAAUUUUACAUUGACAGAAUUUUGUCAAGGAUAUACUAAACGGUGGGGUUUAGCGUGGUCUUUUUUGUCAAUGGACACAUGCAAUCUGAAAAAAGCACCUGUUAUAAGAGAAAGUAACAUCACAGACAUGUUUACAAAAUGUCAUCCUUUAGAAAUUCAAUUUCCCAUGGAAGAUAAAUAUGAGCUUAUCGACGACGUUAUUUCAGAGUUAAAGAGGAUAAUAGCUGAAUUACAGAUGAAUAUAAUAGAACUAGAAAAGAAUCGAAUAAAAGAAAAGGAAUCUGCUAAAUGGGUAUGUCAACUCACAGCAAGGAAUGAUACAUGGACCCAUGCACGCAGAAAACGCCGUUUAGCUGAAAGGCUUAAUAAAGAUUGCAAGAAAAUCAAACUAGAAAGUACUGUAGUUACAGAACAAACUAAUAAUACAGAAUCUGAAGUUGAAACGAUACAAUCUUCCGAUAUAAAAGAUGAAGAUAUGCUGCAAUCAGUCUGUAAAAAAGAUACGGAAAUAUCCGAUCAUAAAGAAGAUCCGUUUUUGGUUUCAGUUUUGUUUCUUCAUGUAUUAAAAGAUACGAAUAAUUCUGAUAAAAACAAUGUUAACAUUUGUUUAUUUUUCGAAAGUGGAACUGGCGGGAAAAAUGCAUUGGAAAGAUUGAGACAAUACUUGAUUAAUAAAUUAAACGUACGAGUACACUUUGAACAAUUUUGUUCUACUAAAGGGAAUAAAAAGAGAAACAGAAAAUAUAAAAAGACAAAGAAAAAU
This is a messenger RNA of Polistes dominula (European paper wasp), 1913 nucleotides long. RefSeq lists its product as uncharacterized. Gene Ontology annotation, biological process: rRNA base methylation. Gene Ontology annotation, cellular component: nucleus. NCBI's taxonomy places the organism in Eukaryota, Metazoa, Arthropoda, Insecta, Hymenoptera, Vespidae. Gene Ontology annotation, molecular function: 23S rRNA (adenine(1618)-N(6))-methyltransferase activity. The record is from RefSeq and is a predicted model, not a curated record.